CUUCUACGCCGUUCACUCUCUCUAGUCUCUCCCUUCCCUUCUCCACGCCUCCGCCCCCACUCGUGAGACCCUACCUAGCCCUAGCGCCAGCACCACCCGCCCAACCUCCCGGAGAGAGAGAGGAGGAGGCCUUCGCCGCCGCCGUUACCGUCGGCCGAGGCGCCAGAAUGUUCGGGUACCAGAAGGGCCUCGACGUCGAGGCGGGGACAUCGGGCGCCGCCGCCACGGGCGGCGCGCGCCAGCUCUACCCGGGGAUGCAGGAGAGCCCCGAGCUGCGCUGGGCGCUCAUCCGCAAGAUCUACGUCAUUCUCUCCCUCCAGCUGCUCCUCACCGCCGUCGUCGCCGCAGUCGUCGUCAAGGUCCGCGCCAUCCCGCACUUCUUCACCACCACCAGCGCCGGCCUCGGCCUCUACAUCUUCCUCAUCAUCCUCCCCUUUAUCGUGCUGUGCCCGCUGUACUUCUACCACGAGAAGCACCCAGUCAACCUGAUCCUGCUCGGCCUCUUCACCGUUGCCAUCAGCUUUGCUGUGGGCAUGACAUGUGCCUUCACCAGUGGCAAGGUCAUUCUGGAGUCUGCAAUUCUGACAACAGUGGUCGUGCUCAGCCUUACCGCAUACACUUUCUGGGCCGUGAAUAGGGGCAAAGACUUCAGCUUCCUGGGUCCUUUCCUGUUCGCCGCCAUCAUAGUGCUGCUUGUGUUCGCACUCAUCCAGAUCCUGUUCCCACUGGGCAAGCUCUCCCAGAUGAUCUACGGCGGGCUGGCGUCGCUCAUCUUCAGCGGGUACAUCGUCUACGACACAAACAACAUCAUCAAGCGCUACACGUACGACCAGUACGUCUGGGCCGCAGUCUCACUGUACCUGGACGUUAUCAACCUCUUCCUGUCCCUGAUGACCCUCUUCAGGGCAGCCGACUAGGCGCUCUGCUCUCAUCCUGUCUAUCUACGAGUCGGUGCCUGAAUGCUCCCGUGGUUAAGCUCCGGUACCCAGAAUUCCAGUUCCAAGAAUAGAGUUGUAUAUAGCUACCCGCGUUGCCUUUCUACUAGUAUGGUCUUAUUCGGCUUGACUCGGUUCGGUCAGAGUCUUGAUACGUAGUUGGAUCGCGAACAAAUGAACCUUGCAUGGGAGUAUGGAGAGCCGUCUGCUUUAUGAUC
Molecule: messenger RNA, 1153 nt
Organism: Zea mays
Lineage: Eukaryota; Viridiplantae; Streptophyta; Magnoliopsida; Poales; Poaceae
Exons: 4
Coding region: 168-917 (249 amino acids)
Cellular component (GO): membrane
Source: RefSeq, marked provisional